AUGGGGUUUCGCUUCGCUCUUUCUGUAGCAAUCUCUGCUCUCCUCCUUAGCUCCGCCUUAACUCCGGCUCUCGCAGUAGGGAACAAAGCAGCCUCGCAUGGGGACAGGGUCAGCAGGUCGGAGUCCGUUCUUAGAGGUCAUUGGCAGCAACGGAGCAUGCGGGAGCUGAACGAAGAGGCGUCGAGCGAUUGCGGGAACAUGCGAGUGUGCGACAACCGCACGGCUCUCGACGACUAUGUCGCACGGGAAGAUGACAGUUAUAACUGGUACGACACGGGGUUCCGCAUACAGGGGAGGGUGGACGCGCGGUACGGCGGCGGCGAGUGGACGGGCAUCCAUCUGGUGGCACUACCUGCUGCUACUGGUGCGUUGGGUUCCCUUUCCGAGAGACGCCUUAAACACAAACGCCUGCAGCAUCUGGUGGCACUACCUGCUGCUACUGGUGCGUUGGGUUUCCUUUCUGAGAGACGCCUUAAACACAAACGCCUGCUGCCUCUGGUGGCACUACCUGCUGCUACUGGUGCGUUGGGUUCCCUUUCCGAGAGACGCCUUAAACACAAACGCCUGCAGCAUCUGGUGGCACUACCUGCUGCUACUGGUGCGUUGGGUUUCCUUUCUGAGAGACGCCUUAAACACAAACGCCUGCUGCCUCUGGUGGCACUACCUGCUGCUACUGGUGCGUUGGGUUUCCUUUCCGAGAGACGCCUUAAACACAAACGCCUGCUGCCUCUGGUCGCACCGCCUGCUGCCCCUGGCUCGUUUGGCUCCCCAAUCCUUCCUUUCUACGUCCCUCAGAACGCCUCUCAUACUUCGUGGGACUGUUUGUUACCGUCAUCAUUUCCCCAUCGAUCCCCGUUUCCGCUUUCGCUAUGUUUUCCCCAUCCGUACCCAGCUGCCUCCUCCCCAUGCUGUCAUUUGCUCUCUCUCUCACGCUCUCUCCUGUCCUUCCGUCUUCCACCUCUCUUCAUUCGCUCCCACCAAUCGCCGCAUCAUCUGACCCCCCUCCGCCCUCAGGUCCCCAGGCGCAUGCCCAAUGCGCCUCGGGGCACGGCGCUGCUGAUGCUGGCGGCGGGGCGGAACUCGGGCGCGUCAGGGGGAGGGGGAGGCGGGGGGGACGCGGACGGUCCCGCGGACGCGGAUCCGGGGGAAGACGACAAUGGUCCUGUUUGGACCGUCGGGGCUAGGAGGGGUGCGAGCGCACGGAACGACGGGGAAGCAGGGGGCGGGACGGAUGGGGGAGCAGGGAUGGGAACGGAAGGUGCAGGUCCGAAGAUUGUGGAUGCAGGCCUGCUGCCUCAAGCCGACGAUAGCUUCGUUGUCAUUGCCGCCGCGCUUGCAGUGCAGGCGGGCACGCUAGGCGCCGUGCUGUUCCAGGUGCCCAACCAGCCGUGCACCGUCCGCACCAACGGCACCACAGAGGCGUCCCUCUCAGAGGACUCGCUCGUUGCAGCCACGUGGCGUCAGUUCCUGCUGAACCCCUCGGACUCGGAUUGGCCCGCAACACUGCCCAUGGCCAAGGCGGGAGUGAGAGCCAUGGACGCGGUUCAAGAGGCCGUCCCUGUUUUCUUCCCCUCCCUCGCUGUGAGUGCGCUCUUCUUCCCCUCCCUCGCUGUGAGUGCGCUCUUCUUCCCCUCCCUCGCUGUGAGUGCGCUCUUCUUCCCCUCCCUCGCUGUGAGUGCGCUCUUCUUCCCCUCCCUCGCUGUGAGUGCGCUCUUCUUCCCCUCCCUCGCUGUGAGUGCGCUCUUCUUCCCCUCCCUCGCUGUGAGUGCGCUCUUCUUCCCCUCCCUCGCUGUGAGUGCGCUCUUCUUCCCCUCCCUCGCUGUGAGUGCGCUCUUCUUCCCCUCCCUCGCUGUGAGUGCGCUCUUCUUCCCCUCCCUCGCUGUGAGUGCGCUCUUCUUCCCCUCCCUCGCUGUGAGUGCGCUCUUCUUCCCCUCCCUCGCUGUGAGUGCGCUCUUCUUCCCCUCCCUCGCUGUGAGUGCGCUCUUCUUCCCCUCCCUCGCUGUGAGUGCGCUCUUCUUCCCCUCCCUCGCUGUGAGUGCGCUCUUCUUCCCCUCCCUCGCUGUGAGUGCGCUCUUCUUCCCCUCCCUCGCUGUGAGUGCGCUCUUCUUCCCCUCCCUCGCUGUGAGUGCGCUCUUCUUCCCCUCCCUCGCUGUGAGUGCGCUCUUCUUCCCCUCCCUCGCUGUGAGUGCGCUCUUCUUCCCCUCCCUCGCUGUGAGUGCGCUCUUCUUCCCCUCCCUCGCUGUGAGUGCGCUCUUCUUCCCCUCCCUCGCUGUGAGUGCGCUCUUCUUCCCCUCCCUCGCUGUGAGUGCGCUCUUCUUGCCCUCCCUCGCUGUCAAGAGAGAGCCAUGGACGCGGCUCAAGAGGCCAUCCCGGUCUGCUUCCCCUCCCUCUCUGUGA
Messenger RNA from Closterium sp. Yama58-4, 2397 nucleotides. NCBI's taxonomy places the organism in Eukaryota, Viridiplantae, Streptophyta, Zygnematophyceae, Desmidiales, Closteriaceae. The record is from the annotation of a GenBank genome assembly.